Messenger RNA from Protopolystoma xenopodis, 381 nucleotides. The record is from the annotation of a GenBank genome assembly. NCBI's taxonomy places the organism in Eukaryota, Metazoa, Platyhelminthes, Monogenea, Polystomatidea, Polystomatidae.
AUGAAUAAUUACUUUGCUCACUUAGGACUCUUAGGUGAGCAUGCCCCGCCGGGCUCGGCUUUCAGCCUCACCUCCACUGCCGCUGGCUUCCUGUCGGGCCUCUCGGCCGGCGCUAGUACCCUUGCAUCGGAUCGCCAUUCAGCUCAAUUUGACAGUCGGCUCUCAGCCGGAUUCGGACCGCUGCCUAAAUCGCACCAUCCCCCUUUCUAUUUCCCGCCCCUCUUUUUGGCCCUGUCUCCUUGCCACCGUCAGAUUUUGGUACACCAACUGCGCAACCUUCGACGUGUGGCCGGCAACAAGCGGCUCUUCUGUACGGUCGAGUCCGAGGGGACUGGGGAGCGUCAGAAGACCGGCUCUGUAGAGGCCUCCAAGCCAAUGUAA